Phalaenopsis equestris is the source of this 1929-nucleotide messenger RNA. RefSeq lists its product as uncharacterized. Gene Ontology annotation, molecular function: calmodulin binding. The record is from RefSeq and is a predicted model, not a curated record. Bases 345 to 1691 code for a protein of 448 amino acids. NCBI's taxonomy places the organism in Eukaryota, Viridiplantae, Streptophyta, Magnoliopsida, Asparagales, Orchidaceae. The transcript has a single exon.
AAUCUCUAAAAGGCACUAUCGGUUGUCGUCAAGUCUGAAACUAGACUUUGUCAACAUUUGAAAAGUCUCAAAAUCCGUGCAAUGACACAGCGCGUAACGGUCAACAUGGGUUAACCUCAUACAAUUCAAAACUGGCUGGCCGGAAUUGACGGCAGAAGAAAUUAAUUCAAACCACCAUCAUAAUUAUGUGGAAUCUCCGAUCGUCUUCUCCAUUGACCUUCUUCACCACCAACCUCUCUGCACCCAAAAAGUCUUCCAAAAUCAUUCAUAAAUCUUCAAGUUGAAAAGAGAAGGAAAGGUUUUCAAUCUUCUCUGUGAAACAAUUUCUAUUCCUCUGCUCCAUCAUGGUGCUCAGGAAAAUGCUUGACAGGCUUAGAUCAAGAGGCGAGCCGAAGAAUGGCUCUGAGGAGCUGAAGCAGAAUGGAGGCCAUGGAGGUGGUGAUACAAAGAAGAAGCUGAGAUCCGUGAGAGUAGCUGACUCAGAUGGAAUAAGGAAAGCUUCUAAGAAAACCAGCCAUCUUCCUCCUGAACAAGAUGCAGCUGAAGUCCCGAAUUACAUGAAGUCUACCAGCAGCUAUGAUGCCAGAAAGGAGAAGAACAAGGUAGUUAUCCAUUCCUCAACUUCUACUGCUACUGCAACUACUACCUCCAUACCCCUCUCCUCUGCUGCUAGAGAUCUGGUAAGGAAUUCAAGUUUGAAGCUUUUGAGGGCUUCAAUGAAGAAGAACAAAGGAAGGAAUCUGAAGUGCAGGGAAACUUCUUCAUCAACUACUAAGGAUUCAGAAACUCCGAAUGCUCUGGAUCUGAAGGAAGAUCAUGAUGCUUCUGAACUGAAGGUCUGUGAUUACGCAUACUGUUCCUUGCAUGGCCAUAAACAUGGAGCUGCGCCUUCCCUAAAGAGAUUAGUUUCAGCAAGAAGGAAGUCUCUGAAAGUUCAUAAGAGCAUAAAACUGAGGGCUUAUUCAUCAAUGAAAAAGAAGGGGGGUAAUCAGAUGGAGCUGGUUGAAGAUGCAGUCAAUGAACUCUUCAUUGAGAUUCACUCAAAGUUUCAGGAAUGGUGUGAGGAAAGAAGCAGUGAUGAUGCUGAAUCACAAAAUAUUGUUAAUCGGAUGAGUGAAAUGAAGCUGGAGGAUCCAAAUGAUGCGAGUGAAUUGCAGGAAUCCUGCUCGGUUACAAGCAUUGAAGAUUGUGGAGAUAAGAACAGUGAUCUCUCCAUGGAGGAUAUUCAGAUAAUUAACCAGUUUUUAGAAUUUAUGGAGAAAGGAUGGCAGGAAGAAACUCAGAUCGAAACUGAACAAAGCAAGGAAGCAGAAAGUGAGCCUAUGGCAGAUUUGAAUGAUGAAAAUAAUGAGAAAGAUUGUUCAUCAUCACUGGUCAGCAGAUCAAGAGUAAAAUAUGGCAGAUUGAGAAGGCAGCCAUCGAGGAUUAGAGAGAGUGUAAGAGAGUUCAAUCCAUGGCCGCCCCGUUUAGUUACAUUGCAAGCUGAACCAGAAGCAGAGCAGGUAAAUCUCAAGCACCAGACUGUUGAGGAACGAAAAGCUGCUGAGGAGUGGAUGAUAGACUUUGCGCUCAGAAAAGCUCUUACAAGGUUAGCUUCUGUGAGGAAGACGAAGGUUCCACAGCUUGUUGCAGCUUUUGAGAAUGUUAUGCCACAAAUGUCUGGAGUAGGAACUAAGAGGAGCUAUCCAUAAUAGCAGUAGAAGGAAGUAACAGACAGUUUGUAAGGAUGUAACUAACUCUGUCUAUUUCUCUAUCUUCUUCUUCUGUUCACAAUAUGUGUAUAAAUGGAGAGGUGUGUUGUAGUGAGAAUAUGAUGGAAUAAAGAAAUCAAAGCCUUGGUUGAAAAUAUUAGUUUGGUUGGCUCAGUAACAGAUGAUGAGGAUGUGCUUUUAUAUACUUUGAAUGGUUUUCCAUCAGAUUAUCAAGCUU